CAGAGACAGAAAGGUAAAGAGAGAAAGAAACAGACGAGUGAGGUGAGGGAUUGAACGAGAAAGAAAGAAAGAAACGUUUAGAAUUAUACUAAUUGCAUCAUUAAAUAAAAACAGAGUUAUUAGUGUGACACAAAUCACGUUCCCAGUGGAAGAAAGAAGAGCUACCUUUCUUCUUCUUCUUCAUUGUUACCAAAUUCCAACUCUUCUCUCUCUCUCUCUUCGUGUAUUCGGGUUGUGAUGGAAGAAGGGUUUGUUUGCCAGUGGAGCAUGUUCAGAUCUCUUUUGGCAAUCCUUCAAUGGUGGGGUUUCAAUGUCACUGUUAUCAUCAUGAACAAGUGGAUCUUCCAGAAAUUGGAUUUCAAGUUUCCACUGUCAGUAUCCUGUAUCCACUUUAUCUGCUCAGCCAUUGGAGGGUAUGUGGUGAUUAAGGUGCUGAAGCUUAAACCGCUGAUACAUGUUGACCCUGAAGAUCGCUGGAGAAGAAUCUUUCCCAUGUCAUUUGUGUUCUGUAUUAACAUUGUGCUGGGGAAUGUGAGCCUACGAUACAUACCGGUUUCUUUUAUGCAGACAAUAAAGUCAUUCACUCCUGCAACAACAGUUGUUUUGCAGUGGCUAGUGUGGAGGAAAUAUUUUGACUGGCGUAUUUGGGCUUCUCUUGUACCCAUUGUUGGAGGAAUUCUUCUCACGUCUGUUACAGAGCUUAGUUUUAAUGUAUUUGGGUUUUGUGCUGCCUUGUUUGGCUGUUUGGCUACGUCUACAAAGACUAUCCUUGCAGAGUCUCUGUUGCAUGGAUACAAAUUUGACAGCAUAAACACAGUUUAUUACAUGGCACCUUUUGCAACCAUGAUCUUGGCAAUACCUGCUAUGUUACUUGAAGGAAAUGGAGUUCUUGAGUGGUUAAGUACUCAUCCAUAUUCUUGGUCGGCCCUGAUCAUUAUUUUCAGCUCUGGGGUUUUGGCGUUCUGCCUUAACUUCUCUAUUUUUUAUGUGAUUCACUCCACUACUGCUGUAACAUUUAAUGUUGCUGGAAACCUUAAGGUUGCUGUUGCUGUCCUAGUUUCUUGGCUAAUUUUUAGGAACCCAAUAUCAUAUUUAAAUGCUGUUGGAUGUGCCGUGACUCUUGUUGGAUGCACAUUCUAUGGUUAUGUCAGGCAUUUGCUCUCCCAACAGCCACCACUUCCAGGAACUCCUCGGACACCAAGAACUCCUAGAAGUAAGAUGGAAUUGCUUCCUUGUAAAUGACAAAUUAGAUGAUAAGGUCUAAUUGGUUUAGGCUACGAAUGAGGUUUCUGCUGUUUGGAUGGGCAGUGAUAGCUAAAGGUAGAAAAAGUAUAUAAGUAAAGUGACCUUGAUUAUUUGUUGCGUUAGAUUCCCUUAUCCCCACAGUUUUAAUAGUUCUUUUUUGAAG
Abrus precatorius (Indian licorice) is the source of this 1408-nucleotide messenger RNA. Its product is annotated as UDP-galactose transporter 1. The record is from RefSeq and is a predicted model, not a curated record. The coding region runs from base 238 to 1242 and encodes 334 amino acids. The transcript is spliced from 5 exons. NCBI's taxonomy places the organism in Eukaryota, Viridiplantae, Streptophyta, Magnoliopsida, Fabales, Fabaceae. Gene Ontology annotation, cellular component: Golgi apparatus. Gene Ontology annotation, molecular function: antiporter activity.